AAGGGGAAAAUAUGACGUGUUUCCGAUGCGCUGAGAACGUCAUUCAGGAACGCUGAUGUGUUACUUGCUGCCAUAGCUUGCUGCCUUGCAUGGUGAACUUUGGGCUUGUAUUAAACCAGAGUAUUAAUGUCUAAACAUGCAAUAACGGGAAUCAAUAAGGAUACGAGUGUUUAAACGCGUGAAGGACACCACAGAGAAACGGGAAGAAGCCGAGGACAUGGCGCCUAAAGGCAAGGUCGGCACGAAAGGCAAGAAGCAGAUCCACGAGGAGAACGAGGCGACUCUAAAGUUCUACACUCGAGUCAUUCUGGGAGCGAAUGCCAUAUAUGCAGCGAUAAAUCUAUUACUGUUCUACAGCUCGUCCACCUUCUGGACAUGGCUGCUGCUAGUCUUUUCGCUGGUUGUGUAUGUGGCCAGCUACCGGUCCAUGGCCGCCAUGGCCAAGCCAGCCUUUGCAGAGGAUGGCAGUCUGCUGGACGGAGGCAUCGACCUUAACAUGGAGCAGGGCAUGGCCGAGCAUCUGAAGGAUGUGAUCCUACUGACGGCCAUCGUGCAGGUUCUCAGCACCCUCUCCUCCUACUUCUGGUAUAUCUGGCUCCUGGCCCCUGCUCGUGCGGCACAACUGCUGUGGGUGAACAUCCUGGGCCCAUGGUUUUCCGCGUCCUCUCCAACAGCCCCCGAGGAAGUGAACGAGAAGAAACAGCGACGCCAGGAGAGACGACAGAUGAAGAAAUUCUGACCAUGUCCUUUUACUGUUUCUCUUUUUUUUUUAUACAAAACCAUGUGAUUAUCUACAGCUAAUCAGGACAGUUGAAUUAAGUUAUUCUCAAACGAAGUUUCAUUGUGUUAAAAAGCAGUUUGAACACACACACACACACACACACACACACAGACAGCUUCCUAUUGUUCUGCUCCUGUCCUGGCUUUUCUCCCUGUCUGCCACAUUCAUCUCUCUCUCUCUUUCUUUCUUUCUUUCUCUCUCUCUCUCUCUCUCUCUCUCUCUCUCUCUCUCUCUCUCUCUCUCUCUCUCUCUCUCUCUCUCUCUCUCUCUCUCUCUCUCUCUCUCUCUGUCUUCUCUCUCUAGCUGUAAAUCGCUCCUCUCUCUGCCUCCACACGGGGGCAGUGUUCUCAUGACUCUACUCAGGGCUUCCUCACAAAGACAGAGCUGCAUGGUGGGCCGCUGUGAAAUGUAAUGUUGUCCAGUUGUGCAAUUCAGGAGCUCACCUACCUGUCUGCUUUAAACAGAUGCCCUUCCGCGGGAAACUUUAAGUUGGCAUCAGCUGCAUGGCAUGUUCCACAUAGCUGGCAGUGUCUCCUGACGACAGGCACGUCUUCCCUCUGUGUCGUAGGUCUGUGUGUCGCUGGCAUUAGUCUAGUCAUUCUGCAUAUGUUUACAGUGUGUCAAUGUUGACCACACAGUCUGUGAAGUCCCAUAUAUCAAAUGUUAAUUCAGCUGAGGUGGGCCCUGUUGUCUGAGUGUGUGAGUGUUUGUAUUUCUGUCUGAGUGUGUGUGUGAGAAAAACAGGGAGGUUAUUUUCCAAGUCUAGAGCCCUUUAAAGCUAAGAUGUGAGAGCAAGAAUGCAAGAAGAUGAUGAUGAUGAUGAUGAUGAUGAUAAUGGUUACUCUCUGACCCUCGGCAUGGCAAUAAAAGAAUGACUGUUUUGUGCCUACUGCCUCUUCAGGGAUCUGUUUGGUUUGAUGGUUCACCCAUGGCUUUGCUGUGCUCUGCGUCUGGUUUGCGUGAUGGCCUGUGUGUGGUGUCUGUGUUUGGUUGUUGAGGGCACAAGGAGGGGGAGACUGGCUGCAGACACACUGGAUGCAUGGAUCUGGAUUGUCAUAUUUCACAUUUCUUUUGGCUACCCGUCUGUCCAAAUAUGGCUGUUUUUACUGAAAUGCUCUGUGUGUGUGUGUGUGUGUGUGUGUCUGCCUGGAGAAAUCUAUACGGUGUCUUAAUGUACAUACAAAAUAAAUUUCAAUAUAAAACGUA
This is a messenger RNA of Alosa sapidissima (American shad), 1987 nucleotides long. It is a transcript of the gene tmem208, whose product is annotated as transmembrane protein 208. Gene Ontology annotation, cellular component: intracellular membrane-bounded organelle. Gene Ontology annotation, biological process: vacuolar protein processing. The transcript has 6 exons. Lineage: Eukaryota; Metazoa; Chordata; Actinopteri; Clupeiformes; Clupeidae. The record is from RefSeq and is a predicted model, not a curated record. The coding region runs from base 218 to 739 and encodes 173 amino acids.